AUGUUGUCACCGAUUGUGGACAUGAAAUCCGUUGGCACGGACGAUGGCUUUGAUAUUUACCUUCCAGGGAGUGACGCAUUCUAUUUUAAACGUCAGUUACACUAUCAACCAUACACUCCGUGUGCUUUUCCUGUGGAGUGGCUUGGGCAUCAGGGUAAGAUGCACAAAACAUCCGUUCAUAUGCGAAUAUCACCUUCAAACCUAGAGGAGGCUUGCGCUUCCGGUAGUUUGGGGUACGUUAUCAUGUUCUGGGCUCAAGGACAGAAUAUUAAGGGCUGCGAAUCCGUAGUUGGUGGUGGCGAUACACUUCUCAUGACAGCGGCGUAUAAGGGCCAUAUACAUGUCGUGCGUUUUCUUGUUGAUGCGGGCGCUGAUAUCAACGCAACGAAUAGCGCAGGGUUCAGUGCCCUGCAUAUGGCAGCAUCAGCAAUUAACUACCACAUUGUGCGAUUUCUCUCGACCACGGUGCUGAUCCAACAAAGAAGAACCACCAAGGGUAUAGUGCGUAUUGUGUUGCUGUGCAGAACGCAAGUCUUCCUCUUUUGCUCUUGUUGGCAGAACAUCGUCCCAUUGAUAUCCAUGAGAGAGAUGAAAUGGGCCACGCACUGCUCCAUUGGGCAGCAUACAACAAUUCUGUUGCCAUAUGUCAGUACCUUGUUGAGGUGUGCAAGAUGGAUAUAA
Molecule: messenger RNA, 681 nt
Organism: Trypanosoma brucei brucei TREU927
Lineage: Eukaryota; Euglenozoa; Kinetoplastea; Trypanosomatida; Trypanosomatidae
Exons: 1
Coding region: 1-681 (226 amino acids)
Molecular function (GO): protein binding
Source: RefSeq, a predicted model, not a curated record